This is a messenger RNA of Aspergillus piperis CBS 112811, 1643 nucleotides long. RefSeq lists its product as uncharacterized. Gene Ontology annotation, cellular component: mitochondrion; oxoglutarate dehydrogenase complex. Gene Ontology annotation, molecular function: thiamine pyrophosphate binding; oxoglutarate dehydrogenase (succinyl-transferring) activity. Gene Ontology annotation, biological process: tricarboxylic acid cycle. The transcript has 2 exons. Bases 64 to 1341 code for a protein of 425 amino acids. NCBI's taxonomy places the organism in Eukaryota, Fungi, Ascomycota, Eurotiomycetes, Eurotiales, Aspergillaceae. The record is from RefSeq and is a predicted model, not a curated record.
UUCCACGAUACCAAAACCCAGAAGCCUGAUCCGAAAGAGUGGCUAAUCGAUUCGUGGAAGGGUAUGAAGACGCCAGCAGAGUCAAAUAUGGAAACACUACCACCGAAGGUGACCGCAGUCAACUAUGAAUCCAUCGAGGCCGUGUCUAAGCACCUUGGAGCGGAGAUCGCACAAGGCUUCGAGCUACACAUGAACCUAGAACGGAUUCAUUCUCGCCGGCAACAAACAUUGACGACCGGCAAAGAUAUUGACUGGGCUACUGCCGAAGCUCUGGCAUUGGGAACGCUUCUCCGUGAGGGUACAGGGGUUCGAGUAGCCGGACAGGAUGUCGAACGAGGCACCUUUUCCCAGCGUCAUGCCGUUCUCCACGACCAACGAACCAACAAAACAUACACACCUUUAAGCACCAUCAGCCCAGGCCAGGGCUUAUUCACCAUAACCAGUUCGUCCUUGAGUGAGACUGCAGCAAUGGGUUUCGAAUUUGGCUACUCUUUGGCAGAUCCAAAUGCUCUCGUGAUGUGGGAAGCCCAGUUCGGCGACUUCGCAAACAACGCUCAAGUCAUCAUCGAUAACUAUAUCGCAUCUUCUGAGAAGAAGUGGCUUCAGCGCUCUGGUGUGGUUCUUUCGUUGCCUCAUGGCUACGACGGCCAAGGACCGGAACAUACUUCAGCCCGCUUGGAGCGAUUUCUGCAACUGGGCGACGAAGAUUCGAGGCAUUUUCCAACACCAGAGCAACUCCAGCGCCAGCAUCAGGAUGCUAACAUACAGAUUGUGUGCAUGACAAGUCCCGCAAGCUACUUCCACGUUCUGCGCCGGCAAAUCCACCGGGACUUUAGAAAACCUCUCAUCAUACUCUUCUCCAAAUCCCUACUUCGCCACCCCCUUGCACGUUCGGAUAUUGCAGAGUUCAUAGAGACUCUCUACUUCCAACCAUUGCUCCCCGAAACUCGGCACGGUAUUACUAUCAAUGAGGCGGAAGACGUCAAGCGUGUCAUCUUCUGUUCUGGCCAAGUGUAUGCGGCGCUCUACAAGUAUCGCGAAACUUAUAACCUCAAAGACACAGCUAUCACGCGGAUUGAAGAACUCCACCCGUUUCCGUGGGAGGAAGUUAGACAGAAUCUGGAUAAUUACCCAAACGCAACAGAUGUUGUUUGGUGCCAGGAGGAAACACUUAAGGGUGGCGCUUGGGGCUACGUUAUGCCGAGGUUUGAAGCUAUUUUGGCUAAGACGGCAAACCACACGGAUAAAAAGGUACGAUAUGCGGGUAGGGACCCAAUGUCAAGUGUUGCAGUGGGGUACAAGGUGCUUCACUCCACUGAGGAAGAAAAAGGUCAUGGGUGACGCGUUUCAGAUAUCUUCCUGUCAAUGACCAGUUCUUCACAUAGCUAUAUGAAUCGAGGUACCAAUGUCUUUAAUAUUACAAUAAAGGACUAAGAAUAAACAGUCUUUAGAUGAAUGGAAGUGCUUCGUAUAUCGUUAUUCGUGAGACCAUGUCAACCCCUCCUGCAGUUCAGUCUCUCCCAGACAACGCCGCAAUCAAAGCUGCACCAAUUCCCGACCCAUCCUCUGCAGGCACAAAGGUAAUCAAGUCCUCUGAACUAUCAGGCCACUCGAGAAUUUCUCGUAAAGCAGCCGCUGCCCGC